This is a messenger RNA of Columba livia (rock pigeon), 1322 nucleotides long. It is a transcript of the gene BHLHA9, whose product is annotated as basic helix-loop-helix family member a9. Gene Ontology annotation, molecular function: DNA-binding transcription factor activity, RNA polymerase II-specific; protein dimerization activity; RNA polymerase II transcription regulatory region sequence-specific DNA binding. The record is from RefSeq and is a predicted model, not a curated record. Lineage: Eukaryota; Metazoa; Chordata; Aves; Columbiformes; Columbidae. Gene Ontology annotation, biological process: regulation of transcription by RNA polymerase II; developmental process. The transcript has a single exon. Bases 421 to 1173 code for a protein of 250 amino acids.
GCCGCCAGCCUGCCCAGUGGAGAAGAGGGCAGAGCAGAACGGGGAACUCCUGCAGUGACCAAACACUUAGCAGAGACUAAAGCAACCACUGCAUGGUGCGUUUUGUGGAGGUGCUUCCCAGUCCUGGGGCCUGUGAGCAUCCCAGUGCAAGCUCUGGGCACCCCAGCACCAGUACCCCAUGUCCCAGCCCAGCACCAUGCUGAGGAGCAUCCCUGUGGGCAGAGGCCAGGCAGGGCUUGCCCUGUGCCUCUCAGCAGGCAGCACACCUGCAGGCAGGUGAGGAGGGUCUGGAGGGAGCCACGUGACAAGCCCCACCAUGGGGUUUUUACAGGCGUCUGUGUGUCCCUGGGGGAGUGUCUCCCACACCUUGCAGGAGGCAGGACCGCAGCAGCACCUCUCCCGCUCUCCCUCACCGCGGCCAUGUCCGGAGCAGCCAUAGGGAAAGGCACAGCCCCAGAACCCGACAGCUCAGAAGAGGAGCUGGAACGGGGGGCUGAACCCCAGGCAUGCUAUGGGCAGGGUCUGUGGGUCUCCCAUGGAAGAGAAGCAGCCGCCUGUCCGGGGGACACCGAAGGGAUGAAGGUGAGGAAGAGGAGCAGGCCGGUGCGCUCCAAGGCCAGGAGGAUGGCUGCCAAUGUCAGAGAGCGCAAGAGGAUCCUGGACUACAACCAAGCCUUCAACGCCCUGCGGCUGGCCCUCAAACACGACCUUGGUGGCAAAAGGCUUUCCAAAAUCGCUACCCUUCGGCGAGCCAUCAACAGGAUCACAGCUCUGUCCCUGUCCCUGCACGGCACCGGGCGCUGCUGGCCCUGUGCCCACUCUGAGUGCCGUGGCCGGGCUGGGGUCCCUGUGCAGGAGCCAGAGACGAAGACCACCCACCCCCAGUUCCCCUGGGAGCCCAGCUGUGCAGGCACUGCCGGCUCGCAACGCUGCCCUCUGUCUCCUCUCUACACUGCAUUUUCCCCGCAGAAGCAGUUCCAACGCUAUGAGAGCCCAAAGGAGGAUCGCUCCAUGCCCAGCCCUGCCUAUUGCUCCAGCGGGACGCACCACCCCGGGCUCCGAAGCCAGCAGAGAUACAUGGGCAGCCUGCAAGAUGCCCUGGCCGGAGCGGUCCCCUGGCAGCUGGGUUAUUGCCAGAGCUGGGGACAGCAGCAGUGCCUCCCCAUCCACUGACCUGCAGGCCUGGGGUGCCAAAACGGUGCCAGGAAGGUAACGCAUCCGCGGGACUAACUGGGGGAGCAUGAAGGGAGUGUUGUGUGAGAGAGAAGCACUGCGGGAUGCAGAGCUCAGCUGUGAGACCCCAACAUGCCUUACGGGACCCC